This is a messenger RNA of Zea mays, 1801 nucleotides long. RefSeq names its product U11/U12 small nuclear ribonucleoprotein 35 kDa protein. The transcript has 8 exons. The record is from RefSeq and is marked predicted. Gene Ontology annotation, molecular function: snRNA binding; mRNA binding. NCBI's taxonomy places the organism in Eukaryota, Viridiplantae, Streptophyta, Magnoliopsida, Poales, Poaceae. Gene Ontology annotation, cellular component: precatalytic spliceosome. Gene Ontology annotation, biological process: mRNA splicing, via spliceosome. The coding region runs from base 118 to 1569 and encodes 483 amino acids.
CACGGGCCAGGCCAAGCCUGACAUGCCGUCCGCCGCGCUCAUAUCUCCUUUCGUCUACUCCGUCCAGUCCCAACUCUCCACCGGCGGCAGGAGGCGCCGGCGCUAGCCCGUGGCGAGAUGAGCGGCGGGAGCGUAAGCGCCGUGUUUUAUGCGGACAAGUACCACCCGAUCCAGGCCGGCAGCAUCGACGGCACGGACGUCGCGCCCCACGAUAACGCCGUCCUCCGCGCCCUCAUCUGCUCUCAGGCCGGCCUCUACGACCCUUUCGGCGACCCCAAGGCCUCCGGCGACCCCCACCGCACGGUUUUCGUCGGCCGCCUCUCGCGCCAGACCGACGACGACACGCUUCGGAAGGCGAUGAGCAGGUACGGGAGGGUGAAGAGCAUGCGGUUGGUGCGUGACAUUGUUACAGGUGCUUCUCGUGGUUAUGCAUUUGUUGAGUAUGAAACUGACAGAGAGAUGCAUCGUGCCUAUGAGGAUGCACACCAUUCAGUUAUUGAAGGCAGUGAAGUGAUUGUUGAUUACUACAGGCAACAGCUUAUGCCUGGGUGGAUACCAAGGCGGCUAGGAGGGGGGCUUGGUGGAAUGAAAGAAUCUGGACAGCUUCGCUUUGGAGGCCGAGAGAGGCCAUUUCGUGCUCCCUUGCGACCUAUUCCUUAUGAUGAACUGAAGAAGCUUGGGAUCCCACCGCCACCUGAAGGGCGAUAUAUGACACGUUAUCAGGUUCCACCACCACCAAGGCGGAAGAGCAGCAAUAUUGACAUUGAAGAUUCACCUCCUGGGAGAAGAUCCAAGGACAGAGCCGGGGUUAGUACCUACAGAAGGCAAAGAAGUUCUAAUGACGAUGAUGAAACCCUUCUCAAGAGGAAAAGCAGCCGAGACGGGCUAGAAGAAUCACAAAGUCGGAGGAGCGCAAGAUCAUCCAUUACCAAGGAGGACAACAGGUACAGCAGUCAGAGGAAGUCCAAGGAACAUGACAAAGGUCAUCGCAAGCACAGACGAAGCCAAGAUCCGGGCGAAGUAUCUCCUCCAGCAGAGGAAGACGGUAGCUAUGAAAGGCAGAGAACUUUAGAAGAACCUGAUCGCAGCCCUGAUCGGUACCAUCACCACUGGCAUCACAGGGAUGAUACAUAUGAGAGCAGACACUUGCGCCACAGGGAUCAUCGCAAGCGUAGACGAAGCCAAGAACCGGGCGAAGUAUCUCCACCAGAGGAAGACUGUAGCCAUGAAAGGGAGAGAACUUCAGACGAACCUGGUCGCAGCCCUGAUCGGUACCAUCACCACUGGCAUCAAAGGGAUGGUACAUAUGAGAGCAGACACUCACGCCACAGGGAUCAUCGCAAGCGCAGACGAAGCCAAGAGCCAGGCGUAUCUCCACUAGAGGAAGACAGUAGCUAUGAAAGGGAAAGAACUUCAGACGAACUUGGUCGCAGCCCUGAUUGGUACCAUCACCAUCGGCAUCACAGGGAGGAUACAUAUGAGAGCAGACACUCUCACCACAGGGAUCGCCGACGCCAUGGUGACCGGCAUCGCACCAAGAGAAGCGAGAGUCGAGAUUACAGGGACUAGGCAACUCUCACUCGCACCACAGGGAUCCCCGACGCCAUGGUGACCGGCAUCACACCAAGAGAAGUGAGGGUCGAGAUUACACUCUCCAGUUUCCUAGACUACAAUGUUUCAUUAUGUAAACUUGAUUGUUUUUCGUACUCCUUGAUCUAGUAAGGUUUACUGUUGCCCUGUAGUCUCUUUCAUGAGAAUGUAUUCCUGUACCGAAUUUUAUAUGUUUGGUUUUGUUGUUGAC